AUGCUUAGCACCCCUGGCAGCUAUGACAUGGAAGUGAUUGAGAAGGAGGCUCAUCAAUCGAACAUUAUCAAUAUCCCUGGAAUCAGCAGCACUUUGAACACUUUUGUCGUGAAGGGUGACUGGCAGGCACAGAUUGCUAUAGAGCUCGCAGGCCGAAGAAUCGCACACAUCAAGGCUCCAUCAAACACUCCUUGGCUCUACGUCAAUUAG
Molecule: messenger RNA, 210 nt
Organism: Cooperia oncophora
Lineage: Eukaryota; Metazoa; Nematoda; Chromadorea; Rhabditida; Trichostrongylidae
Source: the annotation of a GenBank genome assembly